Messenger RNA from Rhodotorula toruloides NP11, 1596 nucleotides. RefSeq lists its product as uncharacterized. The transcript is spliced from 4 exons. The record is from RefSeq and is a predicted model, not a curated record. NCBI's taxonomy places the organism in Eukaryota, Fungi, Basidiomycota, Microbotryomycetes, Sporidiobolales, Sporidiobolaceae. Gene Ontology annotation, cellular component: mitochondrion. Gene Ontology annotation, molecular function: protein-arginine omega-N symmetric methyltransferase activity. The coding region runs from base 1 to 1596 and encodes 531 amino acids.
AUGCUCGCGCGGGACUUUAUCGAUGACUCGUUGUACAACCCCAAUUAUGGGUACUUUGCGACAAAGGUGGAGAUCUUCGAUCCGGAUGUUGCGAAGAUUCGACAGGUGCAAGGAGGGACGAAGGGGAAGGGGAAGGGAAAGGCGAGGGAGGUCAAUGUUAGGGAGGACGUGUUGGCUGCUGCGUCACGAGCAGAGGGGUUCGAUUUCGGAGCGUUUCGGAAUACGGCAGAGUUUGAGGAUGAGGUUGCGAGGCGGUAUAUGGUGUUUGAAGGGCGGGGAAGCGGACAUGAGGGUGAGGAGGUCGCGCAGGGCGUGAACGUGGGGACUGGAGUGGGAAGGCAGGUGUGGCACACGCCGACAGAGCUGUUCAAGCCCUGGUACGGUCGCGCACUCGCCCGCUUCCUCUGCGCCUCCUACAAGCUCAACCUCUUCCCCUACCACGACCUAGUAAUCUACGAGAUCGGGGCCGGAAACGGCACCCUGAUGGGCGACAUCCUCGAUUACCUCGCCGCGCACGAACCGGAAGUCUACUCCCGCACGCGGUACAGGAUUAUCGAGAUUUCGGAACGUUUGCAGGGGAUGCAGAAGGGUAGGGCGGCGGCGGGUGGACCUCGGACGCAGGGAGGAGAUGCGGGUGCGGCGGAACUGGGGAGGGAGAAGGCGAGGCAGAGGGGGCAUGAGGGCAAGGUCGAGAUCAUUGGGAAGAGCAUCUUUGAGUGGGACAGGGUCGUGCACGAGCCGUGCUUCUUCCUUGCCAUGGAGGUCAUGGACAACUUCCCUCACGAUGUCGUGCGGUACACGACCGACACGCACCAGCCCUUGCAAUGCGUCGUCUCGAUCGACUCGACAGGCGACUACACCGAGCUGUUCGAGCCGGUCACCGACCCCCUCAUCGCGCGCUACCUCUCUCUCCGCUCUCGCCUCCCCUCCGUCCGGUCCCGCUCCUCCCCCUCACCCGCCAUCAACCCUCUCCUCGCCCGCUCCCCGCUCCUCCGUUCCAUGUACGCGUCCAUGCCUUUCGCGCCGAACCUGACUCAGCCCGAGUUCCUCCCGACGAGACAACUCGAGUUGCUCGAGAUCCUGAGGGACAAGUUCCCGAAUCACCGCAUGUUGAUGAGCGACUUUUCGAGUCUGCCGGAUGCGAUUGAGGGGGUGAAUGCGCCGGUCGUGCAGACGCGGUAUGCGGGAGAGACCGUCCCGUGCACGACCUACCUCGUGCAGCCCGGCUUCUUCGACAUCUUCUUCCCGACUGACUUUGACACGCUGCGCGAGAUGUACGGGCUCGUCAUGUCUCUCGGCUCUCCCUCUACGCCCGCACAAGCGACCCCCUUCUCCCCCUCGUCGAGCCAGCCCGCUCCCGCCUCUCUGCCAACCUCGCCCAACUCUGGCCUCUCACCCGACUACUUCUCGCCCUCGUCGCCCUCCUCACGACGCUACGGCGGUGACUCGACCGGACUCGGGCCCUCAGGACGGUCGCUGCAAGUGGUCGACCACGGCGACUUUCUCGAGGAAUGGGGCGAGACGGACAUGACGCGGCUCGGGGACGGGUCGAACCCGCUGAUAGAGACGUACCAGAAUGCGAAAUUCAUCUAUUGA